AUGUCUUCAACACCUCCAAGCAGUACGCUAUCAUGGCAUCGUUUUGAGCGAAAGGUUGACGAGGUCAGACCAUCAAAGGCUGAGAUUAACUACCUCGUCAUGGACUAUCUCGUCACAAAUGGCUAUCCAGCAGCAGCAAAGCGCUUUGCUGUUGAGGCCAAUAUCCAACUGAGAGUUGAUAUCGAGUCUAUACAAGAACGAGUAGAGAUUCGCAGUGCAAUCCACUCGGGAGACAUUCAGACAGCCAUUGAGAAAAUCAAUGAAUUAAGCCCUCAGAUACUAGACGAGGAUCCUUCUCUUCAUUUUUCGCUGCUUCGUUUGCAGCUUGUAGAACUAAUCCGCAGAUGCACCUCGACACCCGAUGCAGAUAUCACACCUGCACUGGAGUUCGCAACAUCUCAGCUUGCUCCACGUGCGCCUACGAAUCCUCAAUUUCUUGAAGAUCUCGAACGCACAUUAGCACUCUUGAUUUUCCCAUCGGAGAACUUGAAUCCCUCGUUGGCCACUCUCCUACAACCAAGCUUGCGUAAAGACAUCGCUACACAGGUCAACGAAGCCAUCCUAAAGAACCAGGGUGCUCGUAAACAAGCUCGCUUACGCAACCUGGUCAAGCUUCGCGCUUGGGCAGAGCAAAAAGCCAGAGAGACCAAAGUCACUGGACUUCCGGACCAUAUCAAUAUUGGCCUUUGCCAUGAUAAACAGCAAGGCGGAAAUGACCACGCCAAUGGUAAUCCCGACGAUGCUAUCAUGACCAACAAUGGAGACAUUGAUCCCAUGAUUGCCUGA
This is a messenger RNA of Talaromyces stipitatus ATCC 10500, 786 nucleotides long. RefSeq lists its product as uncharacterized. Gene Ontology annotation, cellular component: nucleus; cytoplasm. Lineage: Eukaryota; Fungi; Ascomycota; Eurotiomycetes; Eurotiales; Trichocomaceae. Gene Ontology annotation, molecular function: protein binding. Gene Ontology annotation, biological process: proteasome-mediated ubiquitin-dependent protein catabolic process. The transcript is spliced from 3 exons. The record is from RefSeq and is a predicted model, not a curated record. The coding region runs from base 1 to 786 and encodes 261 amino acids.